Salvia splendens (bonfire salvia) is the source of this 832-nucleotide messenger RNA. RefSeq lists its product as uncharacterized. Bases 14 to 832 code for a protein of 272 amino acids. The transcript is spliced from 3 exons. NCBI's taxonomy places the organism in Eukaryota, Viridiplantae, Streptophyta, Magnoliopsida, Lamiales, Lamiaceae. The record is from RefSeq and is a predicted model, not a curated record.
UUUUCCUAACAAAAUGUCUGUUCGUCAAGAAAGUUAUACAGAGAAUGAAGACAUACUUUUGUGUAAAGUUUAUAUGGAAAUUUCACAAGAUCCUAGCAUAGGCACAUCACAAUCAGCACAAGGAUUCUGGCAGCACGUGGAAGAUGGAUUCAAUCAAGCUGAAGAAAGAGAUCUUACUUGGCCAGAGCGUACGCAAAGAUAUAUGCAGGCUUGUAUUCAAGCCAUCGAGAAAGCAACAAAAAAAUUCCAUGGAUGUAUCCGAGCUGCUGAAGCAAGAAAUCGAAGCGGUGCUUCAAAUGCAGACAUAAUGAAUGAAGCCAUGCAAAUGCUGAAGACAGAUUCAAAAUACAAAUCGGGUUGGAAAUUUUCUCAUGUUUGGGAGAUGAUUAAAAAUUUUGAAAAAUUUAAAGAUUGUGCAGGGAGGAGCUCUAGACAACAAGCAUCACGUGGGAUGCAAAGUUCUGAUUCAGAAAGUCAGACUCAUACUUUGCAUGGCUCACAAACUUUGUCUUCAUUUCCUAUGAGUUGUGAUGAUGGCGAGGAACAAAACCUUGGCGGCAUGAAACAAGCAAACGAUAAUAUGUCUAUGUUUUUUAAACAACGAAAGAAUAGCCAUGAUCUCAAAACUGUGAAGGAAGAAAAUAAAAUCAUGGCUAUGGACUUGAGCUCCAUAGUUGAUCCUGUUAGUCGUGCUUAUUUUCAAGCCGAGAGAAGAAGCAUUUUACAAAAAAGAGCUCAGCAACAAGAACAACCAAAUGACUAUGCAAUUGGAACAUAUCCUUCGUACUUCGAUAAUAUAGGAGGUUCUGGUUCUGGUUUACCGGAUUAUUAG